Hydractinia symbiolongicarpus is the source of this 3531-nucleotide messenger RNA. RefSeq lists its product as uncharacterized. Lineage: Eukaryota; Metazoa; Cnidaria; Hydrozoa; Anthoathecata; Hydractiniidae. The record is from RefSeq and is a predicted model, not a curated record. The transcript has a single exon. The coding region runs from base 2308 to 3360 and encodes 350 amino acids.
AAUUUUAUGCAGGUGAGUAAUGUGGUACCAUUUCCAUGUUAAUGAAGUUACAUAAAGUUUUGAGUAGUUUUAUACCAAACUGUAUUAAAAUAAUGUCUCUUUCACGAUAUGUUAUUUCUGUGAUAAUAUUAAUAUAUAUUGUCUUUUCAUAACUUGUUUUUAAUUUUAAUUUAAUUGAAAUGUACACACGAAACAAACAUGCAGGAGAAGGAGAGAGAAAAUAUAAUUAUUGAUGAAAAUGCCAGGAACGAAAUUUAAAAUUAACAGAGAUAAAUUAUUGAUGGUUGGGAAAAAGAAGAUUGUUUGGAAUAAAUUUACUCUGCGUAGAUGAUGAACUCUAAAGAGAUAUUAUAGAAUUCUCCCACGGGAAGAAAACUGAUUCUAAUCGAUUUUUCUGGUGUGACAUUUCUUAUUACUCCCAAGUUUAAGUCUUUCAAUAAAAUUUUCUUUUGAAAGUAAUUUUGUAAUAGUUCUUUCUUUCCAGGCGCAAGUUCGAGAUCAGUCUUAUUAGGACCGCUUUGCCCGCUGAAUCACCCACUGCUUGACCUAAUCUCUUCUUUCUUCUGGAUUUACUUUUGACACGAUUACAAGUUUGAAAACAGUAGCAGCAAAUUCUCAUCGUUGUGUUCAUAUAAAAAAGGUAAUUAAAGUAAAAUUUGAUGAACUAUAUAUAAUAACAACAGUUCGUGCGAUGAAAAGAGCAGGUGGUUUAUAUAUCAUAUAUCAUAUAAAAUUUGUUUGUGUAAGAGCGGCUAGAGUUAGCCGUCCUUAUUCAUUUCUUAGAUAAACAAAUUUCUUGUCGAAACAAGGAAGGAAGGAAGGUGAAGAAAACAGCAACACAUUCUCUCCUACGUAGAUAUUAUUUACUUUCUAAUGGCUUCCCACUCCAUCCCUGUUUAUUUCUAUCAGCAUUUCGAUGAUUUAACGUGCGGCCUUUGCAAUAUAAUAUGUUUAAGAUCUCUGCACAUAUAAAAUAAAGGAACAGAGAUUGGAAAUUAAAAUGCUUUUGGAAGUGAAUAUUUAACUAGUCAAAAAAAUAGAAGAAGUGUUCAGACGAUCAAAAGGAGUAUAAAUUUACAUUAAUCACUUGUUCGGAACGCGCUCCUUUUUUCCGUAUUGUAUACGGUACCGAGAAUUCGGAAAAGGUUGAUACAAAUACGAUUUAGGUCAGAAAAGAAAAUAUGAAUACGCUUUUAGUUUCUCAUUACAACGUAGCAAGUUAUACGAGUUAAAAGCACUGCAUGUUGGUACAGAAAAAAGUAAACGAAAACCACUAUUAUCUAGCUGUUUUCCAUCGCUAAAAAUAUCAGAGAAUCAAAUGUUUAAAGGAUUACUUCAUGUAAGUUACAUAACAUUUACAAGAUUUUUAGGUCUGGUGACUUCUUUCGUGGCACAGCAACAACCAUAAGUAACCAAUAUUUCAGCCUUAAAAUGCGUCAUGUUAGAACCAGUUAAGUGAGAACUCACAAAAAGUCUCUUUCUUAUUUCUCGCACACGAUUCAACCGAAUGAAAGAUAUUCACACACUUUACAAACAGUACUACAAUUCGCCGAAGAAGGGUUGAAAAAGCCAAUAUAGUUAUUAGGGUUAGAGCGGCUACCCCUUGAAAUAGAAGUGUGCGAGGGAAAGUUUUUCUCUGACAUGAUUUGUUUUCAAAAAAAAUAGAAAAGUAAAGUUUGAUGAUCAAGCGCCAUUUUUUAUUAAGUUUUUAAAUACGACAGCUUUUAGGACAUGUCUUAAUGCUGUACGGUUGUCAUAGCAUCUAAGUUGCGAUUUUGGAACUUCUAACGAACGUUCGUUUUCGCAUGUAAUUGUAACAAUCGCAAAGAUAUCAGCCAAACAAAUGGUGUUUUCCUUCAGACACCACCUUAAAUGUGCCUCUUCUCCAAUGUCAAACAUUUUACAAUCUGUAUCCUUUUUUUGUCUUACUAUUUAAAAUAAGUUAUCUUAAUAUUCUAACUCUUUAAAAUGUUAAAAAGCGAUGUUUAAAAUCAGAAUAUGAAUGCUUGCUUGUCUUCUGUCAGUUGAUAUAAAAACGUCUUUCACUUUUUGGCAGACUUGUCAUAGUGAGGUAACACGUAAUAUAGAUAUAUUUCGUAAUAAACUGAUACACCCAUAAAUAGCAGCAUGAAAUGACAUGUCAAACGUUAUGUCAAUAAAAAAAGUAUGUCAGUUGUUGACAUAUCUUAAGUGCUUAGUUGUUAGUUUAUUCCUCUUUCGUCAAAAUGACACAGAUUUUUUGUGUGUGUGGGAAGACAUUAUUUAAUCAUGUUUUGAAAAUAGUUAAGCAUUACAUAUUUAGAAAAAAUGCAAGAAGAAAUACUCUCUACAUUCAGCAAAACGUCCAUCUCAUUGAUGGCAGAACCUGAACCAUUUACACCAAGUGAUCUCUCACCUGAACCAGAACCAGAUUUUGAAAUAGCAAAAGAAGUAUGGGGAGAUGCAUGGCCAGUACACUUUUAUUUAUUUGGCGCGAUAUUUUCGCUACUGCUGUUAUAUAACAUAAACAGUUUACUUGGAUUGUAUUUUAAAACAGCAAGAACAAUACGAAGAAGAAAUGUGUUUAUAGCAAUUAACUGGUUGCUUUUGUGGUUUAACUUUAGUUCAGCAACCCAUCUUCUUAUCGAUCCUUAUGAAUCGAAUGAGUAUUUCAAUUCCAACCUAGUUCGAAAAUCAUUCUUUAUUAUACAUGGACUACGAAUGCCUUGCUUAACAGCCUCGUUUUCGUUAGUGUUUAUUUCAUUAUUGGAAACAACCAAACUAAACUUGUACUCACCUCGACUACAAGACAGACGAUACAUAUCAACACUUAUAGCUAUCCAUUUUAUCACGUCGUUAACAAUCCAUUUAUAUUUGGUUUUUGAACCAAGUAAAUUUCGUAUUUUGAUCAUAUGUAACGUUUAUUUUAUAUUAUUUGGGACCAUCUUAGCAGUACUAUCAGCGUACGCAUGUUAUCGAAUCAUUAUGUACAUACGAACGUCGAAUACAAACUUACGCGACAUGAUAACUCCUAGUACAAGCAGAAUGGCUAUGCUUGACAUGGAGUCGGACUUACGCAAGUCAAGAACGAGCAUUCAAAAACUUUUAGAUUACGAUCCUUCGAUGUCAAUAUUUGCUGACAAAUCAUUGGAAAGACUGUUAAUCUUGAUAACAAUAAUAUCAGGAAGUGGAUUGGUGUUAUUUAGUGCGGUUGUUUACUCCUUAAGAUUGCUAUUGGACAAUCAGGGAGACGGAUUACUACCUUGGCCUUGGUAUAUAUAUCAAACAACUGCACGAUGUGCUGAAGCUAUGAUGGUGUUUGCAAUGUCAAAAAUUUCACGUAGGUCAAUACUACCGCAUUGUAAACAAGGGAUUGUGUAAGCAAAGAAGGUGCAGAGUAUAAAGCAGUAGAUAUAUGUUUGUUAAAGUUAAAUUAUUAGAAAGAUAUAUAUUAUAUGUUACCAUCUAUUUGACUCGGUUAUAUAGGUAGUAACAUAAAUCUUGUGUAAUACAAAGUUUGUGUCUUUUUUAGAAGUUAUAGAAGUUGUUCUA